This is a messenger RNA of Durusdinium trenchii, 1206 nucleotides long. The record is from the annotation of a GenBank genome assembly. NCBI's taxonomy places the organism in Eukaryota, Dinophyceae, Suessiales, Symbiodiniaceae.
AUGGCAAGAACACCUAGCAUAUUCAUCAGCAUGCGCUGCAAUGCCGUUUCAAACUGGGUGGAAGUCCCGGUGAUUGAUGUUGAUGAAGAGCCAGAGGAAGAAGAACCACAGCCUGGGGUGAGAAGAACAUCAUGUCAUGGGGAUUUGGACCAGAGGGAGAACGAGAGAAGCGAAAGACGCGAGAGGGAAGAAGGUGAUCAAUUCGGUGUCAGGGAACUCGACGGACAGAAACGGCGCCGCCUGCGGAACGAGAUCCAAGUGGAGCCUCCGAAGCGCUGCCGCGUGGCGAGCGGACGGCAUGUGCCGGUGCCGUGCUCUCUGUCGAGCGGCUCGGCGAUCUUCGGUGAGCCCAACGGAGACUUCCUGCUGCACUUGCGAGAGCAGGGCUAUGCCAUUUUGCAGGGCGUCUUGGGUGAUGGCAGCUCCUUCAUGGAUGAGUUCUGGAAGGCCAUGACCUUGGUGGUUCCUGACCUCGAUGCCCGGAGACCACAGACAUGGAAUUUCCCGAAAGGCUUUCGUGGGAUUGUCAGCAGCUAUGGGCUGCCACAGGCAGAUUUUGCUUGGAUGGUGCGUGGGCACCCCCGCAUCAGACAGGCCUUUGCGCGCAUGUUUGAUACGGAUGACUUAGUGGUGAGUCUUGAUGCUGUCAUCGCGCAAGCCCAGAAUGCCAAGAGCAAACUUCCAUCCUGGCUACACAAAGACCAGCACCCCAACCACAAAGCUUUAUCAAUUCAGGGGGUUUACACAUAUUUUGGAAGUGGGCCGCACGAUGCUGGAACCUGUGUGGUACCUGGCUCACACAAGAUCACUUAUCCCUGGGAGGGGAGUGGAACAAGAGAUCAUCUGAGAGCUCCAGAGGAUGCGGACUUCCGGCCCAUCAAACCGGAUGUGCCACCUGACAGCGUCGUUUUCUUCAACUCUCGCUUGGUGCAUGCCAGCGUCGGAGGUCACGGAAACGCGACCCAAAGCUUCACACGACCCCAGCCGGCACGGUUGGGUGUUUGUGUGGCCUACGCUCCUUGUGCUCGGCGUUCGGAGGACACACGACGCAAGAAGGAGAAGGCCUACCUGCAGGGGAAAUGCAGCACUCACUGGCCUUGCGACCGAUUUUCGCUGAAGCCUCCAAUGAAAUCUUUCCAAAUUCUAAAGGGUGGACAACACUUGCCACCGCCACCAUCCUUGACGGAGCGCCUUUCGCUUCUCUGA